AUGGCUGGUGAUCAUCAUACAGUCAUUGACAUGCCAAAAGCUGCAGCCUUCACCGGUGGGCUAGGAUUCUCAGACUUGACGUACGCAGUUGCGAAGAAGCAGAAAAUCGACGGGAAGUGGGUUACAGAGGAAGUCGACUUACUGCAUAGAAUCACCGGUUACGCACCAAAAGGAUGUGUAACUGCAGUUAUGGGCCCGAGCGGUGCUGGGAAGUCAACUUUUCUCGACGCGCUCGAUUGCCACGGGAGCCUGAAAGGCAGGGUUUCCCUUGAUGGAGCUGAGAUGACUCCCAGUCUUAUAAAGAGAUCAUCGGCAUAUAUUAUGCAGGAUGAUCGAUUAUUUCCUAUGCUUACUGUGUAUGAAACUCUCAUGUUCGCUGCUGAUUUCCGUUUGGGCUCAAUUUCUCGUUCUGAUAAGAGGCAGAGAGUCGAGAGACUCAUCGAACAGUUAGGACUAUCGUCGUCAAGAAACACGUAUAUUGGAGACGAAGGAACACGAGGAGUAUCUGGAAGGAGAGCGUCGGUCGAUCUCAAAUUUGGCGGAAUAAUCCACGCCCUGGCAUUGCUCUUCCUCGACGAGCCAACAUCAGGACUCGACUCCACGAGCGCUCACAGUGUGAUCGAGAGGGUUCACGAUAUUGCUCGAUCAGGGAGCACCGUCAUCCUCACAAUCCAUCAACCUUCCUAUCGAAUCCAAAUGUUGCUUGAUCACAUGGUCAUCCUCGCCCGAGGUCAGCUCAUGUUCAUCGGUUCGCCGAGAGAUGUAGGUGGUCAUUUGGGCCGCAUGGGCCGAAAAGUCCCAAAAGGCGAGAACUCGAUAGAACAUUUGCUGGAUGUGAUCCAAGAGUAUGAUCAGUCUGAGCAAGGAGUGAGCCCACUUGCCGAUUUUUGUCUCACCGGUUUGAAGCCGCCUCGCGUGAACAACGAGGAUCGGGAGGAUCGGUCGGUUUCUACAGUUCAGCCAACACCGCAGCUGCCACACCCUCGUCCAGGGAGAGAUAUCGACGAGUUUGAUCACAGUGUUAGGAGUCCGUGGAAUUCGUCGAGAUCAUUAUGGAGUGGUAGCCAGAGCGGGGUGAUGGAUGCACUGAGGAUGACUCCUAACCGUCAUCGGAGUGAUCAAGGCAAGCGAAAUAAUGUACCGAGAUACGCAAACGAAAUCCUCUCAAGCACGCCGACCCCUCACAGCAGCGACUACACCGUCAGCGAGCAUGACUACCUAACCCCAAACACACUGAAUGGAACGGGUACAAACAACCGUAACAAUCUAACCCACGGCCCCAAAUUCGCAAACUCAUACCUAACCGAGAUAUGGAUCCUAAUGCGCCGAAACUUCACCAACAUCCGUCGAACCCCCGAGCUCUUCCUCUCCCGCCAAAUGGUACUAACUGUCAUGGGCGUUAUGAUGGCCACCAUGUUUCUAAACCCAAAAGACGAUCCCCAAGGCAUUACCGAUCGCCUCAGCUUCAUAAUCUUCACCUGUUGUCUCUUCUUCUUCUCAUCCAACGACGCCGUCCCUGCUUUCAUACAAGAACGCUUCAUUUUCAUACGUGAAACCUCACAUAAUGCAUACAGGGCGUCAUCGUACACGGUCUCAGGACUAAUUACUUACCUGCCGUUCUUACUCGUUCAGGCCGCGACAUAUGCAGUUAUAGUAUGGUUCGCCCUGAAAUUACACGGACAGUUCUACUAUUUUCUCAUAGUUCUCUAUGUUUCGCUUCUGUCAACAAAUUCCUUCGUGGUUUUCGUUAGUUCAGUAGUGCCAAACUUUAUACUGGGUUAUGCAGCAGUUAUUGCCUUCACUGCACUGUUCUUUUUGUUUUGUGGGUAUUUUAUCAGUGGUGAUAGUAUUCCUCAAGGAUGGAAGUGGAUGAACUAUAUAUCGACGAUGAAGUAUCCUUAUGAGGGGUUGUUGAUGAAUGAGCUCGUGAGGGAUCGGGUUUUUGCUGUGAGUCCUUUGGGACCGGUGACUGGGGAGGAUAUACUGAAGCAGUUGUCAAUAAGUACGAAGGAGAACGAGAAGUGGAUGAUGGUGCUGUAUUUGUCGGGGUGGGCGGUUUUUUAUCGGGCCUUAUUUUAUUUGGUGCUCAGAUUUGCUUCUAAGAAUCAGAGAACAUGA
Molecule: messenger RNA, 2118 nt
Organism: Asparagus officinalis (garden asparagus)
Lineage: Eukaryota; Viridiplantae; Streptophyta; Magnoliopsida; Asparagales; Asparagaceae
Product: ABC transporter G family member 6-like
Cellular component (GO): membrane
Molecular function (GO): ATP hydrolysis activity; ABC-type transporter activity; ATP binding
Source: RefSeq, a predicted model, not a curated record